UGCAGUUCUCUCGCGCCUAAUUCGUGGCUGGUUCUUUCUGCAAGUUCCUCUUCUCAUCGUACAGAAGACAGCUUUGGGUCCUGAUGUCGGGCUUUGAAGCGUCCAGGAGUGAGACUUGGAUUUUCUAACAUACUUGAACACAGGAUCCAAGGGUAUUGGAGAGGAACCUGGUCCUUCAAGAGCUCUACAAACCAUAAAAAUGAGUCCUGCAGAUUCGCUUGAUGAUGGAAAUACAUUUAAAAUCUUAGUUGCGACUGAUAUUCAUCUUGGAUUUAUGGAGAAAGAUGCAGUCAGAGGAAAUGAUACAUUUGUCACACUUGAUGAAAUUUUAAGACUUGCCCAGGAAAAUGAAGUGGAUUUUAUUUUGUUAGGAGGUGAUCUUUUCCAUGAAAAUAAGCCCUCAAGAAAAACAUUACAUACUUGCCUCGAGUUGUUAAGAAAAUAUUGUAUGGGUGAUCGACCUGUACAGUUUGAAAUCAUCAGUGAUCAGUCAGUCAACUUUGGUUUUAGUAAGUUUCCAUGGGUAAACUACCAGGAUAGCAAUCUCAACAUUUCAAUUCCGGUGUUUAGUAUUCAUGGCAAUCAUGAUGAUCCCACAGGGGCAGAUGCACUCUGUGCCCUGGAUAUUUUAAGUUGUGCCGGAUUUGUAAAUCACUUUGGACGUUCAAUGUCUGUGGAGAAGAUAGAUAUUAGCCCGGUUUUACUUCAAAAAGGAAGCACAAAAAUUGCUCUUUAUGGUUUAGGAUCCAUUCCAGAUGAAAGGCUCUAUCGAAUGUUUGUCAAUAAAAAAGUAACAAUGUUGAGACCAAAAGAAGAUGAGAACUCUUGGUUUAACUUGUUUGUGAUUCAUCAGAACAGGAGUAAACAUGGAAGUACUAACUUCAUUCCAGAACAGUUUUUGGAUGACUUCAUUGAUCUCAUUAUCUGGGGCCAUGAACAUGAGUGUAAAAUAGCUCCAACCAAAAAUGAACAACAACUCUUUUAUGUAUCACAGCCUGGAAGUUCAGUAGUUACUUCUCUUUCCCCAGGAGAAGCUGUGAAGAAACAUGUUGGUUUGCUGCGAAUUAAGGGGAGGAAGAUGAAUAUGCAAAAAAUUCCUCUUCGUUCAGUACGGCAAUUUUUUAUGGAGGAUGUUGUUCUGGCUAACCAUUCAGACAUUUUCAACCCAGAUAAUCCUAAAGUAACCCAAGCCAUACAAAACUUCUGUUUGGAGAAGGUCGAAGAAAUGCUUGAAAAUGCUGAACGAGAAAGGUUAGGAAAUUCUCAACAGCCAGAGAAACCUCUUAUACGACUGCGAGUGGAUUAUAGUGGAGGUUUUGAACCUUUCAAUGUUCUUCGCUUUAGCCAGAAAUUUGUGGAUCGGGUAGCCAAUCCAAAAGAUAUUAUCCAUUUUUUCAGGCAUAGAGAACAAAAAGAAAAAACAGGAGAAGAGAUCCACUUUGGGAAACUUAUCACAAAACCUUCAGAAGGCACAACCCUCAGGGUAGAAGACCUUGUAAAACAAUAUUUUCAAACUGCAGAGAAGAAUGUUCAGCUCUCACUGCUAACAGAAAGAGGGAUGGGUGAGGCAGUACAAGAAUUUGUAGACAAGGAAGAAAAAGAUGCCAUUGAAGAAUUGGUGAAAUACCAGUUGGAAAAAACACAGAGAUUUCUUAAAGAACGUCAUGUCGAUGCCCUAGAGGAUAAAAUCGAUGAAGAGGUGCGUCGUUUCAGAGAAAGCAGACAAAAAAAUACUAAUGAAGAAGAUAAUGAAGUUCGAGAGGCAAUGAAUAGGGCCAGAGCUCUCAGGUCUCAGUUGGAAGACUCUGCUUCUGCCUUCAGUACUGAUGACCUCAUGAGUAUAGAUUUAGCAGAACAGACGGCAAAUGACUCUGAUGACAGUAUCUCAGCAGCACACAACAGAGGAAGAGGCCGAGGUAGAGGGCGAAGAGGAGGCAGGGGGCAAAAUUCUGCACUGAGAGAAGCAGCUCAUAGAAGCAGAGGCACUGUUCUGGAGACUUAUACUCGAAGCAGGAGCUCAAAGGCCACUGUGUCAACAUCUAGAAAUAUGUCUAUUACAGAUGCUUUCAAAUCUACCAAACAGCAACCCUCUCAAAAUGUUUCUAAGAAUUAUUCAGAGGUAAUUGAAGUAGAUGAAUCCGAUGAGGAAGAAGAAAUUUUUCCUACCGCUUCAAGAACAGAUCAAAGGUGGUCAAGCACAUCAUCCAGCAAACGCAUGUCCCAAAGCCAAAUACCUAAAGGUGUCGAUUUUGAAUCAUGUGAGGAUGAUGAUGAUGAUGAUCCUUUUAUGGCCAUUGGCUCUUUAAGAAGAAAUAGAAGAUAACAUAUUUAAUCAAACCUAGAAAUUUUCAAGAUGCAGGAAAAAAUUCAAAAACUUGCAAGCUGAGUUUACAGUUGAAGGUGUUUUAGGUAUUGCUGUUAACUAAGGGAUUUGAACAGAAAAAUCUAAUGUAUAGUAGUUUAUAUUUUUAAGUAUUAUUUCCUGAACAUGACUGUAUUACUUAUUUCCUAGCUUAAUGCUAUAAGAAUAGCAUUGGUUCUCCUUAUUAUUAAUCUGGUUGUUACCAUUAGCUUGGGAUGCUCUAUAAAAUUUAGAAUCUUUGGUUUGUGAUAUUAGUGUGUAACCUGCUAAAUAUGAGCUUUGCAUAAAUACUGUUCUCAAAUGACAAUUAAAAUAAAUAUAACGUUACACAUUUCUGCUUCCUGAUCAGAAACUGUCAGUAUCUAAAUUUACAUUUAACCAAAGUUGAAGGGAAAAGCAUACACAUUUUAAUCUCUUCACAAUUUUAAUAAUUUCCUAGAGACUCUGGAUUUCCUGUAAGUAUAACAUUCUGUAUGAAACUGCCUAGGCUCACUGUUACUAAGUAUGUGUAUGUUUUCCAAUCUUUUUUAUGGCAUCAGCCCCUAAGAUUUGAAUGAUUAAGUGUAAGAUUUUUGUUUAAGGGGGGGGCAGUCUGUUAAAAUUUCUCCGUUUUCGAUUCCAGUUGUAGCAAAGACUCAAAAGAUUCUGAUCCCAUUGACUUAUAGUAAUUU
Molecule: messenger RNA, 3033 nt
Organism: Castor canadensis (American beaver)
Lineage: Eukaryota; Metazoa; Chordata; Mammalia; Rodentia; Castoridae
Gene: Mre11
Product: MRE11 homolog, double strand break repair nuclease
Biological process (GO): mitochondrial double-strand break repair via homologous recombination; double-strand break repair via homologous recombination; mitotic intra-S DNA damage checkpoint signaling
Cellular component (GO): Mre11 complex; nucleus; site of double-strand break
Molecular function (GO): manganese ion binding; 3'-5'-DNA exonuclease activity; single-stranded DNA endonuclease activity
Source: RefSeq, a predicted model, not a curated record